AUGUCGUUGUGCGAGCAGAGAGAGCGGCUCCGGCGGGAAGUGGACGAGUUGGAACAACAAUUAAGCGCCAGCAAUAUUGAAAUGCUAGAAAUCAGCAGUGAUGACUCAGACGGCGAUUCCAGCGUGGACACGGGCCAGGAGACGGGCGAGUUGACCGCCGGUUUGCUGGCCAAGAGGGAAGAGAUCCAGAUGGACAUCCAGAAGCUGGAAAACCUCCUGGGACCGAUCGUAGUGUCUGAUGAUGACAGCAGUGACAGCAGCGGAGAAAGUGAGCUGGGUUUGACCACGACAGUGGAGUCAUGUCUCCAGAUGAACUUGGUGUACCAGCAAAUCCUUGAAGAAAAGCUGAAGCAGCUGGAGACUUUUCUGGCGCACAACCAGCGACAGCAGAGGGAGGUCCAGUUCCAUUUGUCCGGGUCAGGCAGGGAACCCCUGAAAGAGGAUCCCUCUGCCUCUGCCUCAUCAGCGAUCCCCAAGCGGGCUUCUUUGUUCCUAGGUCACUUUUUGAAGCCGUACUUCAAGGACAAAGUCAGCGGCCUGGGCCCACCGCCCAAUCAGGACACCAAAGAGAAGAUGUUGAGGAUGAAGGGUUGCUUAGACAGCAGCAAGAUGAAGGUCAAGCGAUGGAAAAGCUGGCAGAAGACCCUGUUGAUUCACUCAGUCAACACAGACUGUUUGAAGAAGCUCGUUCAGCCCAAACUCUCCAGGAUGGACUACCUGAGUCAGAAGUUGUCUUCGUCAGACAAGUCGGAAGAGGAGAAGCAGCAGCUCAAAAUGCACCUGGAAAAUCUGGAAAAAGACAUUGAAGGAUUCAAAGUGAAGAAGGAGGAUGAGCUGGUUGGAGGUCGCGACGAAGAGCACGACUGGCACAAGAUCGCCAAGAUCGAUUUCGAAGGCACGCGUGAGGCAGAUGACCUUCGGCUCUUCUGGCAGAACUUUCUUCACCCGGCCGUCAACAAGAAUCUCUGGAGCGCCGACGAGGUGGAGCGGCUCAAGGAGAUAAGCGAGAGAAACAAGGAGAGCAACUGGGAACUCGUCGCUCAGGAACUAGGGACGGGUCGCACCGCCUUCAUGUGCCUGCAGACGUUUCAGAGGUUCAUCUCUACCUCUCUGAAGCGUGGGCCCUGGACUGCCGCCGAAGACCGCAAGUUCAUACAGAUGGUUGAAAAGAUGAGGAUCGGGAACUUCAUACCUUACACGCAGAUCAGCUACUUCAUGGAAGGUAGAGACACGCCACAGCUCAUCCACAGAUGGACUUGUAUUUUAGACCCCCGGCUGAAGAAAGGAACCUGGUCCAAAGAAGAGGACCAGCUGCUGCUGAAUGCGGUAGCACGCCAUGGAGAGAAAAACUGGUGGAAGAUUCGCUUGGAGGUCCCAGGACGCACCGACGGAUCCUGCAGGGAUCGGUAUUUGGAUUGCCUGAAGAAAGGAAACAAGAAAGGAGCCUUUGACCGGCACGAGCGCCAGCUCCUUGUCCGACUAAUUGAAAAACACGGCGAAGGUCACUGGGCAAAGAUCGCGGCGGAAAUUCCCAACCGUAGUGACGCCCACUGUCUACGGGAGUGGAAAAAAAUGAUGCGACACACAAAUGAAAGAAGAAGAGCAGCACCAGAGACUGCCAAGAAGUCCAAGAUGAGGGCGCGCGUCAGGAAGCGUCUGCGGCAAGUUCAGGAGGAUGAGGAGGACAGCUGUCUGGAAGAGGAUGAGGAUGAGCAUGUUCACUACAUGGACACGGAUGAGGAGAACGAAGAGGAUGAGGAGGACCAGGAAGAGGAAGAAGGGCCGGUAGACAAGAAAGAGGCGCACUUUCCCAUCCCACCCGCUCACCAGUGGAUCCCGUUGGAAGAAAGUCCAAAGUCAGCUUUGCCAGAGAUCAAGCUGGUGACGCUAGAUCCCGGCGGCGGGCAGUCGGAAGCAGCGGCCGUGCGCUCCACGGUGGCGAUAAAGUCAGGGAGCUCGACGACAGUGGGCCCGCCGCCCCGAGAGCUGAAGCGGGAGGAGAGGUACGUGGGCAGCACCGCGCUAAUGAUAUCAGAGGAGCAGCUGCGAUUGUACCUGGGACGCCAGGCAUGUAAGUGCAACAAGCGUCGGUCCCUCCCAAAGAAGGGCCACGUGACUGACAUGGCCUUGGACUGGCGGCUGCAGGCCGCCGUUUUACCAUGGGUGGGGAACGUGCUGACUCCUUACGCGGCACCCAGCACGGCGUCCACACUAGCUGACGCCCUAGGGCGCGAGACGGCCGUCAGCUCAACCCCCAUCUUUAAGCUCCUCCUCCGUGCCAUGGGGGUGGACAUCUCGGGCUGCAAGGACGUCAUCCUUGGGCGGGGCCAGGAGAAAGUGACCAGGGGCCAGUUGCCGCCAACGCCGCCGCCGGGGAAAACCACCCGGCCUCCCCAGAGGACCCCCGCUUAUCUAAAGAACCCUGCCUCGGUGGCAGCUAUUUUGCACGCCAACCGCACGCGCCUCCAACACGGCACUCCUUUGGUCUGCCUCAAGACCAUGCCACCAGCUCCAGCUCUGCCUCCUCUUCCAGUCCAGCCACAGAUGUCACGCGGCCAGCGGCAAAUCCUCCCCCGCGGCACCCCUCUUUCUCCUGCCGUCUGCCUGCUGACCGCACCUCCUUCACCGAGCGGGCCUUCUCAAGCGCUGCCUGCUGUUCCGUUUCAGUCACAGACGUCACAACAUCUCUGGCGACUGGUUCCCGCGACUCCCUUUACCGCUCCUCCCGUCUGCCUGAUGACAAGGCCCCCUGUUUUGACUGGGCCGGCUGGGGCUCAGCCUUCGCUUCCGGUACCAUUGCAGAUCCUCCCUCCCGCGCCUCCCGCUCAUCCUCCUGUCCGCAUGGUGACCACUCCCCCUGUUUCUGUCAGCCUUGUGGCUCCGCCUCCGCCCUCGGUCACUGUCGAGCACGGCCCCGAAGUGCCACCCGCGGGGAAGAAGCGGGCACGGGAGGAAGAUCUCCCCGAUCAAGGGAAGCGAAAGAGAAAGUUGACUGAGAAGGCCCUCCAAUCACAGGCAUCGUCUAAUAAGAGGAAGCCACGAGCCCGAUGUGGGAGCGGGGCCAAACAGAGUGGAGCCACACCGGCGCCGGCUCCACCGGCAAAGCCUCCGGUGCAGAACGUGGUCUUCAGGCUCCUCCCCUUGGCCAGCGCCCCCUCCCCCGCACUCCCACACGACAUCGACCCCUCCCUGGUGUCUCUGGGCUCGACGACGGAAUUCGGGAAUUGGCUGCGUGGGCUGGGAGGCACGGCCUCCCCCCAAACGGGCACAUCGCUACCCUACCUGCCGCCCUGCUGCGCCAACCUAAAGGCCCUGGCCGCUAUCUUCCGCGACACCAGACGGCUAUCGAGCGCCCGCAAACUUGUACGCAAAGACACCCCGCCUGACCAAACGGUGCACACGCUGCGCACGUUGGUGAAGAACCGUUUGGCUUCCGAUCCGGUCUUCUUGCUGUUGAAGGCUCGAUUUGUGUCGGCAUUCACCCUCCCCGCCUUGGCCGCCGCCAUACCCACCUUCGCCGCCGAGCAGAAGAAAGAAAAGACCGGUCAGGACACGGUGAGGACACUCAUAGCGCCUCCCGCCCAGUUGGCGUGCGACAACUCGGGAGCGCCGGCAGAUCACUUCCCGGGAAUGGGCGUCGACAGCCCCGCCCUCAGCCCCCGCAGGACCGUCAGCGGCACAUGA
Nerophis lumbriciformis (worm pipefish) is the source of this 3684-nucleotide messenger RNA. The record is from RefSeq and is a predicted model, not a curated record. Lineage: Eukaryota; Metazoa; Chordata; Actinopteri; Syngnathiformes; Syngnathidae.